Molecule: messenger RNA, 933 nt
Organism: Penicillium vulpinum
Lineage: Eukaryota; Fungi; Ascomycota; Eurotiomycetes; Eurotiales; Aspergillaceae
Product: PhzF family phenazine biosynthesis protein
Exons: 3
Coding region: 1-933 (310 amino acids)
Biological process (GO): biosynthetic process
Cellular component (GO): cytoplasm
Molecular function (GO): isomerase activity
Source: RefSeq, a predicted model, not a curated record
AUGCCGGGACAAAAGGCAUCAUAUGUCACCCUCGAUGUUUUCACAUCACAGAGAUUCAAAGGUAACCCUGUCGCCAUCGUGAUGCUCAGCAAUAUCAAGUUAUCACAGGAACAAAAGCAACAGAUCGCCAAAGAGUUCAACUUUUCCGAGACAGUAUUCUUGCACCCCGCGACGGGUGAUCUAGAAAUCUUCACUCCUGUCAAUGAGAUGGAGUUUGCCGGCCAUCCUAUCAUUGGCACUGGCCACUUUCUCUUUCGCCAGGCAGUGGCCGACGGUCCUAAUCCUUCAAACACCCUCACUGUCAUGACCAAGGCCGGACCCGUUCUGAUCUCAUAUGAUCCAGCGAAUGAGGUUGUUUCUGCUGAGGUCCCUCACGAUAUUCAUAUCCACCAACAGGGUGCGACCUUAAGCCAUAUCCUUCCUGUUCAAGCAGGCCUGAGGGCUGUUUCGGACCUGCAAGGUUUAACAGAGACAUCACCAGUAGUCUCCGUGGUCAAAGGUGUCACAUAUGCACUGAUGGAUCUGACUGAAAGACCCGAUAUCUUCGCCAAUAUCGUGCCCGGUGGAAGUCCAGACCUUGAUCUUGAUAAGGGAUGGUCGCCGUCCUUCACCGGAGUCAUGUAUCACCAGCAUCUUGGGUCUCGGACGGAAGGAGACUUAGUGAUUUGGAAUCUCCGUGUGCGCAUGGUCGCGAUUGAUCUAGAGGACCCUGCUUGUGGAAGUGGAGGAUCUUCUCUUGGAGCUUACCUUGCGCUAUCGAAUGGUCAGAAGGGCCAAAAUCACCGGUUCUAUAUUGACCAGGGGAUUGAGAUGGGGAGGGAUAGUCGGAUCAUUGUGGAUGUGCUCUUGGAUGAGGACAAGAAGAAGGUCUCCACUAUCAAACUCGCUGGUCAUGCUGCUUUCGUAGCGGAAGGGAGCAUAUUUGUUGAUUGA